AUGUCCGACUCGGCAAGCCAGAACUACUUCACCGCCAAUGUCUUGACCAACACGGGCUACGCUCUGAUCGUCGUCACCUCGGCCACCGUCAUCACCCGCUUCUCCAUCCGCAUAUGGAAGCGCAAGCCUCUCCAGAUCGAGGACCUCUUGGUCGGCGUGGCCUGGGCCUCCUUCCUCGCCCUCACCAUCAGUUACAUUGUCGUCACCCCGCCCAUGUAUCACCUGUAUGCCGUGUCCGCCGGCCGAGCUGAGCAGUACCCGGACAUGAUGGACGACGCCCUCUUCAUCAUCAAAGUCUUUUUCUACAGCACAAUGCUCCUCUGGGUCACGCUCUGGGCCGUCAAGUUCUCUCUGCUUGCCCUCUACCGGCGGCUCAUGAACGGCCUCCGCACGUACGUCGUUCUUUGGUGGAUCUUGGUCGUGUUCUGCGCAGCGACCUUCAUUGGCGCCGUCAUAUCGAACCUGACAUCGUGCAGCAGCAUGCACGCAUGGUUCUCACCCGGUUUGACCUACCGACCAUCCAUCCGCCUGCCCGUCAAGCACACUAGAUUCUGA
This is a messenger RNA of Diplodia corticola, 555 nucleotides long. Its product is annotated as cfem domain-containing protein. The coding region runs from base 1 to 555 and encodes 184 amino acids. NCBI's taxonomy places the organism in Eukaryota, Fungi, Ascomycota, Dothideomycetes, Botryosphaeriales, Botryosphaeriaceae. The record is from RefSeq and is a predicted model, not a curated record. The transcript is spliced from 2 exons.